AAGGUCCAGUCACUGGAGAGGACUAACGAGUGAGUUUGUUUACUAGACAUGCUUCCCGACGCGUUUCAGGCCAAUGAAAGGUAGUAGUGAGCGAUCUGAUUUGAAAAUCGAAUUCUAAAGGAAAUGCUUUGAACAGAGAAGGAAUAUGAGCUGAAAGUGAAGCAGAAGAGAGCUGAGAAAAUACUGGAGAAAGAGAGGUUGGAAAAUUAUAAGAAGAAGGACAGGUUUAAGUCGUUUGCAGCGCAACGGGCAUCAGUUCGCAGAUUCUUGAACGACACAGGAUUUCGCCAGUCGAUCACAGGAACUUUCCUUGACAACUCCGAUGCUUUUCGUCGGAAGAGAGAUGAAAUGGAGGAGGCAGAGCCUGAGCCUCCAAGCGAGGAGGAAGUUGCGGAGGAGAAAAAGAUAGACGAAGACAAUGCGUGGAUUGUGAAAACUUUGGAAGAUCACGACACGAGGGAGGAUCUCGAGCAGCGAGUCAUCCAGCAUAUAAUGCAAGAUCCCAUCAUCUUUAGAUCUCUUCGGAACACUUUACGGAUCGCUGAAGGAAACCGGCUAAGGCAUCGCAAGUCUCUAAAGAAAGAGUUUUACGACAUGGAGAAAGUUUGGUCGACAGCAGAUCUUAUGAAGGAAACCGAGAACGCUUUAGUUCAUUCGGACAUGAGGCAUAGAAUUUACCAGCUCUACUGUGAACUCCGGGCUGCUCAAUCGAACAAAGUUCCAAGAUUUUCAUCAGCGUCGAGGGAUCCAACUCCCACAAGUUUGUGCUACUGGGAAUCCAAUGAAAGAUAUAAAAUGGAGUGCUCGCUUGAGAAAGAACUACUGUCAGAUCUCACAGUAAAUCGAUUGCGCAGUAAAGAGAGUUAAA
Messenger RNA from Selaginella moellendorffii, 868 nucleotides. RefSeq lists its product as uncharacterized. The transcript is spliced from 7 exons. NCBI's taxonomy places the organism in Eukaryota, Viridiplantae, Streptophyta, Lycopodiopsida, Selaginellales, Selaginellaceae. The record is from RefSeq and is a predicted model, not a curated record. Bases 349 to 867 code for a protein of 172 amino acids.